Messenger RNA from Exophiala bonariae, 1368 nucleotides. RefSeq lists its product as uncharacterized. Bases 1 to 1368 code for a protein of 455 amino acids. The record is from RefSeq and is a predicted model, not a curated record. The transcript has a single exon. Gene Ontology annotation, molecular function: DNA binding. NCBI's taxonomy places the organism in Eukaryota, Fungi, Ascomycota, Eurotiomycetes, Chaetothyriales, Herpotrichiellaceae.
AUGUCAACCGGCGGAGCGGCACUUCAGCCGACCUUUCACGGUCAUGUAGCUACGACUCAAGACGCUCUAGUUCUGUUCGAAGCAUGUCUGCAAGGCCAUCUCUCACAUGUUCCACGACGACCACAUGACCGAGAACGUAACAGCCUGAUCAGGAGUGGUUGCAUCUUCAUCUAUGAGGAGAAUGCCUCUGGCAUCAAGAGAUGGACGGACGGUGUCACCUGGAGUCCUAGUCGCAUACUCGGAAACUUUCUGGUCUAUCGUGAGCUGGAUAAACCGUUCCCACCCGGCGAGAAAAAGCGGGCGAUGAAAAAGCAACAGCGACGGCCCAGCCGACCUGGAGAGCCUUAUGCCAGACCCGAGGCCGCUUCCUUCUCCGACGGUGGAAGUCAAUCAUCAGCCUACGGUGGUGGGGAGCGAGCAGCAACUGAAGUUGAAAGACAACUAAUUGGAUCGCUAAUUGACUCGUACGGCUUCAAGCAGGAUGGUUUGGUCAAGAAGACGAUGAGUGUCACUGUACAAGGCGUGACGCACCAUCUGGUCAGCUACUACAACGUCAACGAUGUUAUCCAGAACAAUCUCCGAACACCUUCACAGACGGACAAUCUCCAGUAUAUUCGACCUCGAGCCGAACUUACUUCCAAGCAAAGCUUCCGGUCGCCAAUUGAGGAUGUGGACGAGGUUGAUGCAGGCCCUUCACCAUAUGGCUAUCGAGUCAACAAUCAAGCCUACAUUCAAGACUACAAGCAACAGCAACCAUACUACAUGCCUCCAAACUAUCAACCGAUGACGCAGCAACAGCCCCCAAGCGGAGCACCGUACUCCAUAGGUGUGCCAUCGAUUGGAGGUUCCUACAUGCCUUCGCCCGUCCCGGCCUCGCACAUUCAACCAAGCCGCAAUGAAUACAGCCAAUAUGAUCAAGCCUCAUACAGCCGAAGCUAUGAAUCUCUCAACAACUCGAUCCCUCCAUCGUCAAAGCCAAUUCCACCAACGCCUACAUCCAUGCCAUCCAUGGUUCCAGACAGAGGCCAAACCCAAGCGGGCAUGUAUCCUCCAAUGAGCAUGCAACGACCUAUUGAUAACCUCAGCCCCGUUUCCAUCGACUCACGGAACAACGUGCCAUAUCGCGCCAAUCACUACCCAGUGAACUCCAGUCAACCAAACAUGGAUCAUACGCGACAGAGUCAACCUUCUCCCACACAGGUCAAAUAUGAGGACCGUAGGGAAUCCAGCCAACAGCCAUCUCAUCUUUACCACGGCUCAAGGCCAGGCUAUUAUCCCGACGGUGCUGGACAACCCAUGGGAUCGUCGCAAUACUCCCAGCCUGGACAGUUGGGACAGUGGCAGGGACAAAAUCAUCCACAACAGUAA